Messenger RNA from Trichophyton benhamiae CBS 112371, 816 nucleotides. RefSeq lists its product as uncharacterized. The transcript has 2 exons. The record is from RefSeq and is a predicted model, not a curated record. NCBI's taxonomy places the organism in Eukaryota, Fungi, Ascomycota, Eurotiomycetes, Onygenales, Arthrodermataceae. Gene Ontology annotation, molecular function: protein binding. Bases 1 to 816 code for a protein of 271 amino acids.
AUGGAUACCUCUCCCGCUUGCCCGGGACAAGAAAACCACCCAACUCUUACCUCCCUCCCCGUCGAAAUCCAAGAGAUUAUCCUCUCCCAGCUUGAUAGCUUUCGCACUUUGGAAUAUAUUGCUGUGACAUGCAGGACAUUUAAAGACCUUGUGUUAUACCAUCCACAAGGGAUCAUCGACCGGAUUCUGGAGUCGGUUAUUCCCGAUGAGGUGUUCCCCGAAGCGAUUACUUUCUUCGAAGCCUCAAGACUACCGACUACCAAUGCUGAAAUCGUCCAAGAACUUCUUGGUCGCUACUUUACAUCGCUGAAGGGAAACAUGGGGCCGCGACCAAGGUUUUCAUUAAGUGAAGCUACAGCACUGGAGAAAUAUCAUCAGCUUAUCCAAAGGUUUACCCAAAUCUUCAUCUCUACUGCACUGUCUAAACACCCUAUCACUGGAGAUGAGGUAAAACCCCCGUGGCUCGUCACAAAAAGAGAACAGUACCGUAUCCAGCGGGCCCUGUACAGAUUUGAGCUUUACUGGAAAUUAUUCAAAAGAUUGGAGAAAAAAGAUCGAUCUCAAAGACACCCACAGCUAGCAAUCACCCUCCAGCACCAUUCCAAGCUUUACUUUGAUCAUUUUGCUCCAUGGGAGAACGAACAAAUCAUCUGUAUCCAGGAUUUUCUGCUAAGGAUAGUCGACGAAGCGUUUAACGAUGUUGCUGCACACGAUGUGGAGUGGGGUGAAUGGGGGAUUAAAUAUAAUGAAGGAUACAAAGCUUUGUCGAUCAACAGGUUCAGAUGCAACUAUGUACGUCUCCGUCUCCAACACUAA